AGCCGGGAGGGCGAGCGAGAUAGCUAGCAGGCAGCAGGCGGGCGGGUGGCCGGCCGGCACGGAGGGAGGGAGCGAGCAAGCGGUGAGCAAGCCAGCGAGGGCGCCCGGGUCCCGAGGGCAGCGGAGAUUCCUCAGGCCCCUCCGGUGCCCUCCCCGGAGCCCACAGCACCUCCGGCACCCAGCGGAGCGGACACGGCCCGGCCCGGCCAUGGCCUCGUUGCUGAAGGUGGAUCAGGAAGUGAAGCUCAAGGUAGCGGCACAGCUCCGGCCUCCUCAUCCCUCCCUUCGAACCCCCAGCAGUCGGAUCUGCUCCCCACUCCCCAUGUCGUCUUUGUCUCCCUGGGGACACCAGCUCUGAGCUUCCGCCUGGCUCAACCCAGCCCCCCACGCCUGGAGACGGCAUUGGAGAGGACGGUAUAGGGUGGCUUUCUGUCCUGCUUCUGGUGAUGGAGCGCACCAGGGACUCCUCCGCGGACACGUGUUAGACUCAAUGCUUUAGGCUAGUGACAGGUGGAAGUCCCCCAACCCAGCAACGUCCCGGUCCCCGGACGCUGCCACUGACCCUGCCCUUGGAGCCUGGCCUACUGCGUAUAAUAGACCAGGUUGAUUCUUUCAGGGAGCGGAUCACAAGUGAGGCAGAAGACUUGGUGGCAAAUUUUUUCCCAAAGAAGUUACUAGAACUUGAUAGUUUUUUGAAGGAACCAAUCCUAAAUAUCCAUGACCUAACUCAGAUCCACUCAGACAUGAAUCUCCCAGUCCCUGACCCCAUUCUCCUCACCAAUAGCCACGAUGGACUGGAUGGUCCCACUUGCAAGAAGCGUCGGUUGGAUGAAUGUGAAGAGGCCUUCCAAGGAACCAAGGUGUUUGUGAUGCCCAAUGGGAUGUUGAAGAGCAACCAGCAACUUGUGGACAUUAUUGAGAAAGUAAAACCUGAGAUUCGGCUGCUGAUCGAGAAAUGUAACACGGUCAAAAUGUGGGUUCAGCUCUUGAUCCCCAGAAUAGAAGAUGGGAACAACUUCGGGGUGUCAAUUCAGGAGGAAACAGUUGCAGAGCUAAGAACUGUCGAGAGUGAAGCUGCAUCUUAUCUGGACCAGAUUUCUAGAUAUUAUAUUACAAGAGCCAAAUUGGUUUCUAAAAUAGCUAAAUAUCCCCAUGUGGAGGACUAUCGCCGCACUGUCACAGAGAUUGAUGAGAAAGAGUACAUCAGCCUCCGGCUCAUCAUCUCAGAGCUGAGGAAUCAGUAUGUGACUCUCCACGACAUGAUCCUGAAAAACAUUGAGAAGAUCAAACGGCCCCGGAGCAGCAAUGCAGAGACACUGUACUGAGGCCAGGGCCAGGGCCAGGGGACUUUGUGAGUCUGGCUCAAGACCGACAUUGCCUUGGUUUGUUACAUGACUAUCGUGAUGGGGAAACUGGCUGGAAAUAGUAAUCACACCUCUCUGUUUUAGUUAGAGUCUAAUGAAACUCUCAUCUAGUUCUGUGACGUGUUUACCUCUUUUUUCAGGCCUCAGGAACUCUUCUGUCUUCUUCCCCCAACCCCUCCUCCCCUCCCCCAAGCCUGUCCUCAUUUCUGGAGAACUCCAGGUUUGUGCAACAUACUGGCACAAAGAAUAAUUGUGGGUUUUUGUUUUUUCUUCCCUUCUCUUUCUCUUUCCCUGUUUGAGGUUUUGUGUUUUUUUUUUCCUUUUGAUGAUUAAUUGGUUAAAAGCUGGAGGAACUAUAGGGAAAGUGUUAGGUAUCUUUUAGAAACAGGGAGAGUGGAGUGGAAGGGACAUCUCUUCUUGUCCCUUGUUCUGUGGGACUUUGGGUCCUCCCUGCCUGCCCUGGUGACGCCUUAGGGCUUUCCACCUACAUCCAUCCCACCCUGAGCCUGACCAUGACGAGGGAUACCUUAGCCUUCAGCUGCAUCCCUACAGCUUCUUUGGAUGUUUUUAUAACUGGGGUUUUCACAUACACAUGUGUACGUAUGUACACACGCAUAGGGACAUGUAUACAUGCUUCCUGCUCCAUUAUAGAACAUACCUUAUUUCCUGCACCACCACCCCGCAAGCCCCUGUCACAUCCAACACCUCAGCAGGUGAUAGUUGUUUUAGUCCAUCUGCCCAGGCAGAAGUCCCAGGCCCACCCUCUUCUGAUAAUGUAGCCGUUGGUGCCAGGGUAAGUUGAAGGAGAACCAAGAGCCGAGCAGCAGAGGGCUCAUGAAAGCCUUCCCUCUGCGACUCAGGUUCUUUUUGGUGUUAUGCAAAAGCUGGUCCUCUGGCCCCCACUUGCCGUUCUCCUAGGCUAGCAUGUGCGCUGGCUAGGGAGUGGUCAGCUGUCAGGUCCAGAGGCUGCUGCUCCUCGCUAUGCUUUCCCUUUGGGAAAUAUUUCUCGUAUUUAUAGUAUUGUGCUUCCAGGGAAAGCAGUAAUUCAUGUGUAUAUGUGUGUGCACAUACACGCGUGCACAUGUGUGUGUGUUCGUGUGUGUAUAAAUAUGCUGCGAAGGUCAAACCCAUAGAAGAGUUGCCUCCUCUCUUGAAUCUUCCAGAGAUUUCACUUGUUACAGCAUUUGUAUUAGCCCCACCAGCCCCCAGCUUUUUAAGUGAGAGUUGGUCUCUGCAGUUAGCCUACCAAUGACUCUCAGUGUCUGUUUGACUUUCAUUCCUCUCUGUCUUCCAAUUCCCAAUCCUAUUUCCACCUCGAUGCAUCCCUUUCACUCCUAGCGUUCUAUAGAAAAGGAGUCGGGGUGUGCUCUUCCCAUGAGUCGUGCUCAGUAACAAACCAAUCGCAUUUUUGUUGGGCAGUACACCUACCCACCCUAGAUCCCUUCCAGCUGAACCCCUUCCCUCCCACCAUGUGUUUCAGUUCUCCUUUUUGUUUGAUUGUUCCUCUGCCCCGCCUUCCUUGGAUUGUAAUGUAAAAUUCUUUUACCAUGUCAAGAAAUUAUUAAAAAUACAGGUACUUUGACCUCUUUCUAAAGCUGCA
Messenger RNA from Arvicanthis niloticus (Nile rat), 2964 nucleotides. It is a transcript of the gene Psme3, whose product is annotated as proteasome activator subunit 3. Gene Ontology annotation, molecular function: endopeptidase activator activity. The record is from RefSeq and is a predicted model, not a curated record. Gene Ontology annotation, cellular component: nucleoplasm; cytoplasm; proteasome activator complex. Gene Ontology annotation, biological process: positive regulation of endopeptidase activity; regulation of G1/S transition of mitotic cell cycle; regulation of proteasomal protein catabolic process. NCBI's taxonomy places the organism in Eukaryota, Metazoa, Chordata, Mammalia, Rodentia, Muridae.